AUGAAUACUGAAAAUAAAGUUGAUGACAUGAAUACACACAAAAAUAGUUCUGAAAAUGUUCUAAACUUGAAUCCACCCACCCAUACUGUUGAAGAAGAUGGCACAAGGGAUUCUAAUGAUUAUAACUAUAAAUUGAAGAUCCCUACUGAGAAAUUUUCUCCAAAACCUGACAUCAUUUAUCUCAAGAUUUUUCCAGAUAACCACCCACUAUCAGCAGAAGAACAAAUAUUCUUCAUUAACAUAACAGAAGGAAUUUUUGGAUAUAAUGAACAAAUCAGAAAUGAAAACUUGAGGGUCCUUGCAGUAGACUACAAUAUCAAAUACUUGCUUCCAUACCUCUGCAUUUUCAUCAAGGAUACUGUCCAUCUGAACAUCUCAUUUCCAGAUUUGACAUUACUAAUAUAUGCAGUAAGAAUGGUAAAGAGCCUUAUUUGUAAUCAACAUCUAGAACUCAUUGAACACUUACACCAUUUAAUCCCAGUCACUAUAUCUUGUGCUCUAGCUCGAAAAAUCUGUAAAUACUACCAUGACAACCACUGGACUUUGAGAGACUUCUCUGCUUUUGUCAUUGCUUCAAUAUGUGAGAAAUACAAUAGCAAUAUGAACAACAUUUCCAGCAGAGUUAUUAGAAUAUACUUGAGACCUUUAUUGGAAUACAUGUCUCCAUUAACUACCAUAUAUGGAGCUGUUAAGGGUUUAGGUUGUAUGGGUGAGGAAAUUGUGAAAACAUACUUAUUUCCUUGUAUUAGUUUCAUAAGUAAGCGCAUGUUUAUAAUUUUUGAAAGAAAAAUACAUGGUUACUACCAGGAAGAAAGAAGCAAGCAGCAGAACUUGGAGGCCAGACAUGUGAGAGAUGCAGUAGUGAAUAUAGUAGCACCAAUUUUGUACAAAACAAAGAAUGUCAAGGAUGGAGGAUUAUUGUAUUCACAGUAUUUUGGUUAUCUUGGCAAAUUCUUGUACAUGGAAGUAAAAAACUUGGAAAAAAUUGAGCUCAAUCAACAAAAAGUUCAAGCAUAUGAAAGGUCUGCUAUCAGUAACAUCCCACCAUUCAAUAAUAUUACAAACUUCAAUUAUUUUGUACCACAACAAUCAGUGCAAAUGCCUUCUACAGAAAAUACUCUAACUUCCACUGAUACACAGAAACAAAAGGAAAAUGAUACCAAGUGA
Phaedon cochleariae (mustard beetle) is the source of this 1167-nucleotide messenger RNA. Lineage: Eukaryota; Metazoa; Arthropoda; Insecta; Coleoptera; Chrysomelidae. The record is from the annotation of a GenBank genome assembly.